AGCGCGCACAUUGGACUGGCUGUGGAGACCCGAGACACUAUACAGACUGGAGAGCGCAGCUGGGUGAGCGGGGAAAAGUGACUAACUAGUGAGGUGACAGGCGUCUCACACGUGGAAGCAGACGUGUAGCGUGUGUCUGCGUGUCCCGGAGAGGUACAGAGUCGUCUGGUUAAGCGCGCUGGCACCAAGUUUUGACAUUUCUCCAGCGGGAUACGCACGGUGCAGCCGCGGUCAUGGAGCUUCGAAAGUCGUCUGGAUUUGUGGUUGUAGUUUACCUGUUGGCGACGUUCUGCUGUAGAGGAUGCCUCUGUGGAGUGUACCAGAGAAAACUGUACCGGGACCUGUUGGUGAACUACAACCGCUUGGAACGACCGGUGCAGAAUGACUCCGCCCCCAUCGUCGUGGAGCUGGGCCUCACCCUGCUGCAGAUCAUAGAUGUGGAUGAGAAGAACCAAGUGCUGAUCACAAAUGCCUGGCUCCAGCUGCACUGGACAGAUAUUUACUUGACGUGGAACCCAGAGUCCUACCCAGGCGUCCAAAACCUGCGCUUCCCAUCCAACCUGGUCUGGGUCCCGGACAUCCUCCUUUACAACAGUGCUGAUGAGAGGUUCGAUGCUACUUUCCAUACAAAUGUACUGGUCAAUGCAUCAGGAGCGUGUCAGUACAUCCCUCCAGGCAUUCUGAAAAGCACCUGUUACAUUGACGUGCGGUGGUUCCCGUUCGACAUCCAAAAAUGUGACUUAAAAUUUGGAUCGUGGACUUACAAUGGCUGGCUCCUGGACCUGCAAAUGAUGGACGUGGACAUCUCAACGUACAUCCCAAAUGGAGAGUGGGAUCUAGUCGGUGUCCCGUCGAAGCGUAAUGAGCUGUAUUACGAGUGCUGUAAAGAGCCAUACCCAGAUGUGACAUUCACGGUCACCAUGCGGCGCAGGACACUUUAUUACGGCCUGAACCUGCUCAUCCCCUGUGUGCUUAUCUCGGGCCUGGCUCUGCUGGUGUUCCUGCUGCCGGCCGACUCUGGAGAGAAGAUAUCGCUGGGCAUCACUGUCCUGCUGUCACUGACGGUCUUCAUGUUGCUGGUGGCAGAGAUCAUGCCAGCCACUUCAGACUCUGUUCCUCUCAUCGCUCAGUACUUUGCCAGUACCAUGAUGAUCGUGGGUCUGUCUGUGGUAGUGACUGUUCUGGUGCUGCAGUUUCACCAUCAUGACCCACACGGGGGGAAGAUGCCCAAAUGGAUCCGUGUCAUCCUUCUGAACUGGUGUGCCUGGUUCCUGCGUAUGAAGAAACCUGGAGAGGACACCAAAACCUCCACAACCCCCACCAGCACCCCUGCCUACAAGUACACCCACCCCCCAGCUCACCACACCAGCACCAACAGCAUCCAAAUGAACACCAUCCCGGGACAGGCCACGUCUGGGGCUCUGGCCACUACCAACGGGAACAUGAACCUGUAUUUUGGAUACCACUCCAUGGGCACGGAUAACCCAGCGUUCCCAGCCAGCACAGAUUCCAGCGUGUGCGGCAGUACCCAUCCAAACGCCCCUUCUCCGCACGAAAUCCACAUCGAGCAAACCAGGACCGUCCUUUUGGAGCAGAUCCCGGAAAUUUCUAGAAUCUUGGAAGAGGUGCAGUACAUAGCCAGGCGUUUUCGAGAGCAGGAUGAGGGAGAGGCUAUUUGCAGUGAGUGGAAGUUCGCAGCAGCUGUUGUGGAUAGAUUGUGCCUGGUGGCGUUCUCCCUAUUCUCCAUUAUCUGCACCUUCACGAUCCUCAUGUCUGCGCCUAACUUUAUCGAGGCAGUUUCAAAAGAUUUCACAUAAAACGGACUACCAUCAGCGACCGGUAAACUGUGCCACACUAGACUCAGUAUGUUCAAUGAGCCGAGAUCGUUGAAAAACACAAGACCUUUCCAUAUAUUUUCAUGUUUUUGUCAGUGAUAUGUGGUGUUUUUCCUCUCAAAGAAGCUCCACGUGAAUAUAUCGCUCUGUACAGUUUUACAUGUUGGAGGCUGAGUCUACAUCAGCUGUGUAAUGAUGUAGAACACACACAUAGGCUAUGCACUUUCUAUCUGUACCCUGCUGCACUAUGUCAUACCACUACAUGUCGAUUUUGUUUUUAAGUUUACAACGUUUUUUGGAAUAUACAAAAAUGUAUGAGGCUUUUCCGAUAUUUGAUAACGAUUGGGAUGAAUAUAAAUAUUUCUGAACUGCACAGGUGAUGCAAAAACCUAAAGUCAUUGCAAGCUAGGAGUUGGACAAGACACGAGACUGGGUCUACAAGAAUCAGACAAAAUGAGAUUUAUACAUAUUUCGAACUGUGACGCACCAGCACUUAACUAUUUUUGUUGAAGCCAAAUGGAAACAAAAUCUUGCAAGGUCAUUUUCCCCAUGUGUACACAAAAUCGUGGCAAUUUUAUUUUUCGAGAUGUUGUGAUCUUGUCUCAUCCCCACCAACAACAGCAGCCAGGUUCUCACAUACUGCGCGUGUAGGUGUAAAAUAUAAAUGUCUCUCCUUGCUCUCUGAAAUGUGAAAACAUACAGAAAUAUAUAUACAGGGUGGGGGUGAACUCUAACAUCCCAGUCCAGGUCAGGUCAGUUUUUUAUGUAUUCAUGCUGUCUCUCACUCUACACUCUAGGUAUUGUCAAAAAAAAAAAAUGCAUAACACACAUUUUAAACAUUAAUCAAAGGUGUAAUGUUAUAAUUAACUGUGCCAUCUUUGCCAUUUAAGAACUCUCUCUAUACUGUGAUUUUUUUUUUCUUGAAUACUCUGUGAACUUGGCCCACGAUCCACUGUGCUAAAUGUCCUACUCACUCCUCUAUUUCAGGAACUAUUUUUGUCUAACUUGUGCAUCACGUACAAGAUUUAAAAAUACAUAAUAGAAGAUGAUGGAAAGACAAUAUUUGUCAAGUGGGAUUUGUGAAUCAACUGUGAUGGAACACUUGGCUCUUAUCUUUUGGAGAGCUUUAUGUUUUUUGCUCUCUAAUACUGAGUGAAAGGCAAACACAGUUCCCCUAAUCUCUUGCAAACAACAUGCAAGCAGGAUUACUGGAUGACCUUGUGUAACACAUUUGACUAAAACCUCAUCUCUCAUCGUCACCCAAAGCAUCCAUUUUAACCCGAGAUGGUGGCGAGUUCAUGUCACUACAAGCAAAGCGAACUCUCAGAACUCUACGGCAUCUGCUUAGCAACAAGCUCCGCCAACUGACACUGAAGUGCAUUGUGGGAGGGAGUAGCUUGUGAAAAAUGCCGGUGGAGAUAAUCAAUAAGACAAGAGCAAACAAAGAGUUGCCACCUGCUGUGAACUUUUCAGGUAAACCAUUGAAAUAUCAUGAGCCCCAUGCUUUCAGUUUACCUAAUGUGAAACCAGCAAUGCACCGCUGGUAUAUGUUUAUGUUUUUACAGCCAUCAUAAUGUGAAUAUAAAUUGUGCAGUUGAGGAGUGUUUCUCACAAACUGGGAAGAAGGGGUUGAUGGUUGGAUUCCAGGAGUGCAUCUGACUACAUCCUUGGGUAAGACUCUUCCUCCACAUUGCUUAUCAUAGUUACGGUAUUGUCUAGAUGUGACAGUAAGGGCAUUGAGUGAUCACAGUUUUUAGCCCCAUUUUAUUUUGUAUUGUUAAAAUUAAUUCAUAUGUCUUUCAACAUAUAACUUUCCUGAACAUUAACAACACAGAUUUAAUUUUCUCACUAUUAAUGGGCAUAUUUCAAAUACAAAUUGAGAGUCUCUUGCUGCCGAAUGAAUGAAAAACAGUCUAUGUUUUACCACUAAGAGCAUACCACUGACAGCAAUUGGGGGAGGGGUCUUGCUUACAGACAAUAAGUUGCUUUAGGCUAUAUAUUGUGAAUACAUUCUCUCAUUACUGUGAUACAGGUCUGGGAUUGACAUUGCACACUAUGUCUCGUGUAGCACUCAACUGAGCACUAUUCUUUUGGUGGGGUUUGUGUUUUGCGAACUGCUCUCCAAUCACUUUUUCAAAUCACAGUUGUUAUUGUAUUUUAUCAUAUUUUUGUGGUAUUUUUGUGCCUCAUAUUUUCUCGUGUGAUGGGUGAACAUUUAAAGGCGCACUGUACAUUAUGGUUUUGAAAGAAAAUAAAGAAGAAAUGUGUUA
Molecule: messenger RNA, 4105 nt
Organism: Periophthalmus magnuspinnatus
Lineage: Eukaryota; Metazoa; Chordata; Actinopteri; Gobiiformes; Gobiidae
Product: neuronal acetylcholine receptor subunit alpha-7-like
Exons: 10
Coding region: 234-1817 (527 amino acids)
Biological process (GO): nervous system process; monoatomic ion transmembrane transport; chemical synaptic transmission
Cellular component (GO): postsynaptic membrane; neuron projection; synapse
Molecular function (GO): transmembrane signaling receptor activity; acetylcholine-gated monoatomic cation-selective channel activity
Source: RefSeq, a predicted model, not a curated record